UUGAAAAUUGCUAGAGUGGUCCAGCCACAUGUAUUCAGCAGUGUCUAAAGAAGAUGACUUCUAUGUUGGAUCUGUUCCAGAAAGACGCAAAGCUCGAGCUGCAAUUGCAUCUUGUGUAACUGCUUUAAGUUUGUUUUUUCUGCAUUGUUUAUUUGUCCCAAAUACUGAUCAGAUUGAAGUUAUUUAUGGUGACUUUAAUGAAAAAGGUGGUUCUGUGAUGAUGAUGAUGAUGGCCGUGACGUUUGCAAAUAUUUUGUAUAGAUUGUCUCUUUUAUUUGAAGAAAUAUUUCAUCUUGAUUCUAGACACAAAAAAAGUUUUCGAAUUAUGAUCCAGUUUGUUUUUAGUGUAAAUGAAUAUACUGACAAGAUCCUAAUGUUUAAUUUUGUCCUGUUCUUCCUGUUACUGAUUUUCAAUCAAGAUGUUUGUUCUUCAUUGUGGGUAAAACAUAGAAACAGCUGUUUUGGUAUUGUAAUAGUCCUGCCUGUCAUCUUUCAUUUUAGGCAGAAAAAUAAUGUGGAACUCGAUCAGAUCAGAGAAUACAACAAGCUUUUCUAUGGCUGCACUCUAGCCCGGUGGUAUUAUUAUGGAUAUUUGCGGAUUAUACUUCGACCAGAUGUUGGGUUAACACUUCAAGAAAGGAUCAAACUUUAUGAAGAUCACCACCGUGUUACUGUACCAGUGAAGAAGCUGAUCUUACUUCUUCCAGAAUCUUGUUUUAUUCACAAUAAUUUGGAACAACAUGGUGAUGAUAAUGUCCAGUGUGCUCAAGAACUACCACCUCUAGAACGUGAUAUGGCAGGGACACACAAAAGAAAUUACAAGAACACAGUGUAUCAGAUAAUUACAGACAAAAAUACAUCUGUAAGAUGUUGUGUGGAAGGAGUAACAACACUGUUGAGUUUGAGAGAUAUGUGUGAAGCUUCCAACUGUGGUCCUUCUCCAGUCAAGUAUACAGAAGAGCUGAUUAACUUCUAUCAUGAGCUCUCUCAACUCUUACAAGCUGACCCUGGUUGUGCCAAUAGCUAUGAACUAAUAAUUUAUAGAGAUAUUGUUGAUGGUCAGCCAGUAGCUCUUUCCAGUGUGAUAAGAAGAAAGAUUGAUGAAUGCCUAGUCAGGGAACGGAGAAGUGCCUGAUAAUUAAAGAAAAAUUUGAAGGAACCUAGCCAUCUUUUUUCGAAUACUUUGAUGUAAUAAUUCUAAAUUGUAUUAUAUAGCUAGUUUAAACAACAUAUGUAACUGCUUUAAUAGUGUUUUACCCCCACUUUACAUCACAAGACUGUCAAUAAUCAUUAUCUCUAAAAAUACUAGAAAUUACACACUUACAUCUAGACUUCAGGCUUUUGCUGUUGAUGGAUGAAGCACUGGAGGCCUACUUUGUUUUAUUGUAUUGACGAUUCAAAGUAUUAAUUUUUAUUUCAAAUAUACAAUUUAAAACAUACAGUAUUAUCAUGCAUAAAAUAUAGAAUGUUCUAAAAUACUGUAAAUUAACUGGCUUUCCAACUAAACUAUAAAUAGGUUAAAAUUUCAUGAGCUGGUCAAGCUGAACACUAGAACUCCAAAUAAUGAAACUGAGGCUAAAUAUUUAUUAAUCUCAUACCUAAACAAAUUAUCCUCCUGACAAGGAACAAUCUGCUCUUGAUAGUAGUUAUAAAUAAUCCAAUAGCAAAUUUUGGAGAGAAUUAUUCUCUUUCUUAUUUACAUCCCAGUCAAGCAAAAAGCUUGGAAACUGUAAAUUUACGUUAUAGCAUAACGAGCGUGUAACUGGAGGCACACUCAGAAGAUAAUAUAGGGGUAAAAAUAAAAUCUAAAAUGUUAAAUUCAUAGCAAAGAAAUGUCACAUCGUACAGAGAAGUGAAGACUGAAAAUUUAUUUAGAUUUAAAUUAUUAAAAAGGAACUUGUAGAGCAUUAAAAUUUGAAUUAUAAACUAUGUUUUGAUGGCAGCUUUACUGACAUACAUUGAUAAUAAAGUUGUUUAAAUUAUGAAUGUAACUUUAUAAAAAGGUUGUGACAUCUUGCACUUUGACCCUGCCAUUCAUUUUCUACCUUGUAGUCUUCAUUAGUUACACUUCUAACUGGUGUAGUUUUGAUUACCAUAUGGUUAUGUUCAUUGGACAUCUUAGGCCAUUGUGCUGUGUUGCAUAGUACUCUUUAAUAGUGAAUGGUAUAUAAAGAAGUUAGUAAAUUGAGGGAUUAUAACAAACUUCCUGAAAUAUGGGAGGGAUUCAUUAAAAAUGUACUAAGUUUAUUUAACUGCACAAAUAUAAAACAAAAUGUAAGUGUAGCUCAAACUUCUAGUCCUUUUUCUACUUGUAUGUGCCCAACAUCAUUCAGCCAGGCAUUAAUGACUACCCAGUAUUAUAUUAAACACUGGUCUUACUUAACCUUAAUUGUAGUGAUACCACUGAAGUUUUUCUAAUUUAUUCUGUCAGCUUGAACAUCCAUUCCUUGGCUGUUAUUUUUUCUCUUAUUAUUUUAUUAUGUUUCUGAGCAUGGUCUUGUGGUAAUGUGCCAUAACUGUAAAUCUGAGGAUUUGUAGUUUUCCUUACAUUACUGCAAAAUAUGCCCUGAGGCCAUGGUGUGCGAAACGCUAAUCCUACUAUUUGACCAGCGAUUAGCCAUAGAUUUUUUCAAUAGAUACUGAACCUGCUGUAUUUUGUGCAUGAGAAAGGAUGGCUAUUUUAAGAAAGCCCUUAUGUAGAUUUAUGUAAAAUUAUGAAUCAUUCAUUAUGAUUUACUGAACUUUAAUAUUGAAACAAGGUUCAGCUGCAUGUAAUCACUAUAGUACACUUGUAUAAUAUGUUGUUUUUGGUUUAUGUUUAUAUUUUGAAUUUGAGAAGCUAGAAUUAGUCUGUAGUAUAUUUUGUAAAUUUUUUUAUGUUUAAGAUAUAUGAAUGCUUGUCAUAUUGCUUUCAGUUUGAGUAGAAUAAUACUUACAAAUCUCUUAUUAGCUUCUGAAAUUUUUACUUGCUCAGUUAAGUAGAGAGUGAGGUGAAAAAGAAAAUAUUUUCAGUGCUUUAACACUUUGACAUUCUGUAAUUUGAACGGAAAUGGAUUGGAUGUGAUUUUAUUUUUUGUAAACAUUUUAAAAGUGUUAUUUAUGCAGAGAUGUUUGUAGCUCAUCUGACAUAAAAGAUUCUAAGUCAUCAAUGCCAUGUUUUCCAUUUCUCAUUCAUCCAUUAUAUUGUCACUUAGUUUAGACUUAAGUUCGCACCUUGAUUUUAUUGUUGACAUUAAUAUUCAAUAGCAUGAGGCUUCACGAAUGUGUUUGUUAUGCUUCACUCCAACGUUAAUUUAAAAUCUUUACAAACAAAAAAGAAUAAAUUUUAGUUUAAAAAUGUAAAUUAGGUUGUAAAUAAAACUUUCUGAAGAUAAUUCUUUCAUUGUGAAAUUAAUGUUCUAAAUUUAUAACUCAACUAGCUAGAGUACCCAUCCCCUGGAUGGAAGUUAUGUAAAUUCGUGAUUAAUGAAAGGUUAUCUUAGGACACAAAAAGGUGCUUCCCUUAUAUGUAAUUGUAAAAAAUGAAAAAAUCACAUAAAAGUUGCAAAGCAUUAAAUGUGAAACUGCAAGUUAGCAUGUAUCUCCACAUGGAUCCAACAAACCUUCAUGCCAAAUUUGGUGAAGAUCCAUCAGCAGGGGGUAAAGUAGUGGUAAAAAAUGCCCAUAAAAGCCUUAAAAUGUGAAACAGAACAAAUAACAGACAGUACUAUUAUGUUUGUAUUAGUACAGUUUUUAUGUUGGGUUUUACUCAGAAAACUCAAUAAGAAUGGAUGUAGCUAGGUAUAUAACUUUGGAUGGGCCCAGUGUUGCAAUGGAUGUUUUGAGUUUAGGGGUUUAAUUGCAUAUUUUUGUAUGUGAACAGUAAUAAAAUUGGUAUGCUUGUGUCAAGUAAAUGAUAUAAGACUAAACAAAGGAUCUGAGUUGACUUUUUACUUUUAACGUGGCUUUUGUAAA
Molecule: messenger RNA, 3954 nt
Organism: Limulus polyphemus (Atlantic horseshoe crab)
Lineage: Eukaryota; Metazoa; Arthropoda; Merostomata; Xiphosura; Limulidae
Product: stimulator of interferon genes protein-like
Exons: 8
Coding region: 29-1135 (368 amino acids)
Biological process (GO): innate immune response; activation of innate immune response; autophagosome assembly
Cellular component (GO): endoplasmic reticulum membrane; autophagosome
Molecular function (GO): cyclic-di-GMP binding; 2',3'-cyclic GMP-AMP binding
Source: RefSeq, a predicted model, not a curated record